AGGCAGGUGCAACUCAGCUCCUGAAUAGUUGCUGGCACUUGCGACAGAGAAGACUAAAUCUUCGUCAUGUCCAAGCAAAGAACUGUGCACCUGGAGUGUGGGAAAUCAACACAAGUACUUUAUGUCCUCGGGACUGUAAUCAACAUUGACAUUUACAAACCAUCUCCCCCAGGGUGUCGAUCCUUUGAAGUCACCUCGAGCCCUGGUGUCAAUUAUUCCAUCUCAGACAAACAGAAUGGCAGCAUUGUCACUCACCCCGUGAUACGCUGGGCUCUCACUGAAGACAGCUUGCUUCUUGUCACGGUGGACCAAGAAAGCUCAGCUGCCAAUGAUGGAAAGGUUAAGGUUACAUUUUAUGGAGACGAUUUGGAUAAACCGGUUGACAAGAUGACCCUGGAGCUCACGGCAGUCUACGUGUCUUUGGAUGUGGAUGCAGAUCGCGAUGGAAUAGUUGAAGAGAAUAAUCCUAAUAAGAGUUCUUGGAUGUGGGGUCCGGAAGGACACGGAGCUAUUAUCCUUGUGAACUGCGACAAGGAAUUUUUAACUACUUCUGAACCUGACAACAUGGAUGAUAAAGUUUACACAUUUGAAGACCUAGCUGACAUGUCACGUAUGAUCAUAAGAACUGAAGGACCAAAGCUUAUGCCAGCUGGGUACACACUCAAUCUGCACAUUUCACCUUCUGAUAAAGAGAAAGUCCAACUCUUUCGGCAUGAGAUAUCAAGCGUGACCAGUGUGUUGGGCAGAACCAAAGAAUUGACUGCUAUGGAUUUUACCAAAGGCCACAAUAAGAUUAUUUUCUCUGCUGAAGGGCUUGCGUUUCCAGAUAAUAAGAAUGCUACUUUGGUGACCUUCAACCUCAGCGUGGUUCACCAACAACUUCCUAUUUUCUCUGAUCAAGUUGUACUUCAUUUUGCUCCAUGGAUUAUGACUCCUAAUACUCAGGCUCCCGAGGAGGUGUAUGUUUGUAGCUCACCUGAAAAUGAGAAGUUCCUGGGAGAAUUCAAGAAGUUUGUGAAGAAAGCACAGUGCAAGCUAACAAUCUGCCCUAAAACUGAGCAUGUCAAUGACAUCUGGAUGCAGGAUGAAAUCGAGUUUGGUUACAUAGAAGCUCCACACAAGUUCAUGAAUAUAGUGAUGGAUUCUCCUCGAAAUAGGGGCCUUAAGAAUUUCGCCUACAAAUUCCUCUUGGGCCAAGAUUUUGGACGUAUCGACGUGAAAAGUGACAAAAUCGUGGAUUCUUUGGACGCCUUUGGAAAUCUGGAGGUCAGCCCUCCUGUGACAGUGAACGGCAAGGAAUAUCCGCUGGGCAGGAUUGUCAUUGGAAGCCACCUACCCAUCCACCCCGAUGGGAGAAAGAUGGUAAAGGAGACCCAGGACCUUCUGAUGGCUCAGUCUGUGCAGUCUCCCAUAAUACUAUACUCGGACUGGUUGCAAGUUGGUCACGUCGAUGAGUUCAUGUCCUUUGUUCAAGCACCUGACAGAAAGGGUUUUAGAUUACUUCUCGCCAGUCCCCUUUCGUUCUACAGUCUGUUCAAGAGGCUCCAGAAAGAAGGUCAUGGAGAAGCUAUGAUGCUUGACAAUGCAUACUGUGACCCAGUUAAAAUUAAUGACAUCCUGAAAAAUCAAGCGUUGCAUGAAAGAAAUGCCCAUGUACAGCAUUGCAUUGAUUGGAACCGUGACAUCCUAAAGGUGGAAUUGGGAUUAGAUGAAGCAGAUAUCAUUGAUAUCCCAACAUUGUUUCAGCCAACUGACGCAACCCAUGUAAGAGCUUACUUUCCAGAUAUGGUGAACAUGAUAGUUCUUGGCAAGUACUUGGGAAUUCCAAAACCCUUUGGGCCGCUGAUCAAUGCAGAAUGUGCACUGGAAGCUGUAGUGCGCUCAGCAUUGGAACCACUUGGCCUGGAUUGUACCUUCAUUGAUAAUUUCACCUCCUACCACAAUAAGGGCGGAGAAGUUCACUGUGGUUCCAAUGUUCGUCGCAAACCCUUUACUUUGAAGUGGUGGAACAUGGAGAUAUAAUCACCAGUUACAGUUCCCACAUGUAACAAGCAUUGCCUUAUUUUUUCUGCAGCUUUGGUAACGGUGUAACCUACUGGAAAGUCUAUUACCUAAUGGCUUGGAACUUGUGCUCAUACCUUCUCAGGACGUAGGAAGUUAUUUUGUCCAAUAGUCUAUAUCUCAAAGCAGUCCCAUCAGUCCUAAUCUCCCACUCAUUUAGAGUCAGACAGUAUGGAAACAGGCCAUUUGGCCCAACUAGCCCACACCGGCCAACCUAGCCCACACAGGCCAACAUCAUUUCUAUUAAGAUUUAUCUCAUGGUCUGGAAAUUAAAUCAUCAGAGCUGCUGCUCUUUAUGCCAGCAUCUCAGCACCAAAAAUAAACAUUAGAGGGUGGAGUUUGACAGCACUCAGGAAAUUGAACGAGUCCUCUUUACAAUUUAGACUUUCGAGAUACAGUGUGGAAACAGGCCCUUCAGCCCACCAGGUCUGCACCGACCAGUGAUCACCCCGUACUCUAGCACUAUCCUUCAAUUUUACAAUUUUACC
Messenger RNA from Amblyraja radiata (thorny skate), 2549 nucleotides. It is a transcript of the gene padi2, whose product is annotated as peptidyl arginine deiminase, type II. The record is from RefSeq and is a predicted model, not a curated record. The transcript is spliced from 17 exons. Gene Ontology annotation, cellular component: nucleus; cytoplasm. Bases 67 to 2022 code for a protein of 651 amino acids. Gene Ontology annotation, molecular function: calcium ion binding; protein-arginine deiminase activity. NCBI's taxonomy places the organism in Eukaryota, Metazoa, Chordata, Chondrichthyes, Rajiformes, Rajidae.